AUGUACACCACCAGUUCCGGCAACGAGAGUGGAGACGUCGACGAGGACAUGUACGAAGUCAAGUAUCAGAAGGUGCCCAUCUCGCUCAAACACCGGAUCAAAGCAGAGCUGGACAAGCUGAUUGAGCAGGGGGUGCUUGAGCCGGUUCCAUUUAGCAAAUGGGAAGCGUCGGUGGUGGCUCCAUUACACGCGCUCCUCCACAAGGACGCGAAAUGGAGAUGGGGCUCGGAACACGAGCGGACUUUCAAGGGAGUCAAAGCCAUAUCGUCAUCAAACGCGGUCCUCACACACUAUGAUGAACAGAAACUGUUGGUGCUGGCGGCAGAUGCGUCUCCAUUUGGGGUGGGGGCAGUCCUCAGUCAUUUAAUGCCAGACGGCAGUGAAGCCCGUGUUGCAUUUUAUUCGAGGUCGCUAUCUGCUGCAGAAAAAAACUAUGCACAAAUUGAUAAAGAGGGUCUGGCACUCGUCUCUGCAAUCAAGAAAUUUCAUGACUUUUUGUUUGGAAGGAAAUUUCUUUUGGUAACAGACCACAAACCGUUGUUGGGGAUCUUUGCCCCGACCCGGCAAAUCCCCAACAUACUGUCGCCUCAAAUGUUGCGGUGGGCGAUCUUCCUCACCGCGUACGAUUAUAACCUUGAGCAAAGGCCGGGCAAGGCGAUUGGACAUGCGGACGCCCUCAGUCGCUGCCCUCUACCUGGCCAGGACGUGGACCCUGCUCCAGCUAGCACGGUGCUAGCCAUUGAUGAACUGCCUCAGGCUGCAAUUUCCUCCAUGAACAUUGCUGCUGCGACAGCUAAGGACAGUGACUACCGUCGUUCGAUGUUAAACACUUCUGAUGAUCUGCUUGCCAUCUUUGCUCGGGGAUGGCGGGUGCUCCCAUUUACGGGAAGCUUCGCUAGUGUCCAUUUGCGGCGUGAUUUGCAGAGCCUACCCCGGAGUUGCCCGGCUGUGGCUUAUCGAGGGGAGGAUGAGUUUUGGCCGGAGGAGAGAGCGACCGGACGAGACGAGCGGGAAGAGCAGCCAGGCUGGGGGGCAUCCCAGGAUGGCAGGAUCCAGGAGCUCGAGAGGUCGGUGCAGGAUCUCAUGAGGACAGUGACAGAAGUUUUCAACGCCAUGCACCAGAUGGUGGACGAUCGCAUCGCGGAUCGUCUGGGUCCUGUCAUUCCACCACCGGCGCCGCACCCGGCACAGCCGGCUGUGCCUGCCCCGCCGGUUCAGCCUGCGGCGCCACUGCCAGCGCCCCAACUGCCGGCGCUGCCGCCUGGAUUACCGCCUCCACUGCAACCAGCACCCGCGGGACCCGGGUUGCCUCCGCAGGCUCCUCUGGGACCGCCACCGCCACUCAUCCCUGGCCUCCCCGCACCCCAGCCAGGGGCCCCACCGAUGGCUCCAGGAUUACCCAUGCAGGGGGGCCUGAGGUUGAGACCGAAGGACUUACUCGACGCAACCUUUGAUGGAAACCCGGAAGAUCUAGCAUAUUUCACGGUCCGCGUUCAGAAAUUUGUAACUCAGAGCGGCCACCUGUUCCCCGAUGACAGCGGCAGAAUCGAUCAUGGUCGGAGAACCAAGCGGAGCGACCCUGAACUUCGGGGGGCUCCGAAAGAGCGCAUGGGAGUCGGCGUCUCCGGGAGCUCCCGGGAAACACGCUCAUGCGCAGCGCCGCAGCGCCGAAAGUCCCCUGUUUCCACAAUAGUUGAGACCAGUAUAAAGGAAGGAUUACUGUUGAAGCAAACCAGUUCUUUUCAGAGGUGGAAGAAACGUUACUUCAAACUUCGGGGCCGUACUCUUUAUUAUGCCAAGGAUUCAAAGUCUCUGAUCUUUGACGAAGUCGACCUGUCAGAUGCCAGUGUGGCUGAAUCAAGCACCAAAAAUGUCAACAACAGCUUCACGGUAAUAACUCCAUUCAGGAGGCUGAUAUUGUGUGCAGAGAACAGGAAAGAGAUGGAGGAUUGGAUCAGCUCACUGAAGUCUGUACAGUCCCGAGAACAUUAUGAGACUGCACAGUUUAAUGUGGAACAUUUCUCAGGGAUGCAUAACUGGUACGCCUGCUCCCAUGCGCGACCAACCUUCUGUAACGUAUGCAGAGAGAGCCUGUCUGGAGUGACUUCCCAUGGCCUGUCAUGUGAAGUAUGCAAAUUUAAGGCUCACAAAAGAUGUGCAGUUAGGGCAGUGAACAACUGCAAGUGGACAACGUUGACUUCGAUUGGAAAAGAUAUUAUUGAAGAUGAAGAUGGUGUAGCUAUGCCUCACCAGUGGCUAGAAGGAAAUCUGCCUGUCAGUGCCAAAUGUGCAGUCUGUGACAAGACCUGUGGCAGUGUUCUACGGCUGCAAGAUUGGAAAUGCCUUUGGUGUAAAACUAUGGUACACACGGCUUGCCGAGAUUUGUAUCCUCGCAAGUGUCCACUCGGCCAAUGUAAAGUAUCCAUAAUUCCUCCUACAGCACUGAACACCAUAGACUCUGAUGGGUUUUGGAAAGCCACGUGCCCGCCCUCCUGUGCCAGUCCUCUCUUGGUUUUUGUUAAUUCAAAGAGUGGAGACAAUCAGGGAGUCAAAUUUCUCAGACGAUUCAAACAGUCACUGAAUCCAGCUCAGGUCUUUGAUUUAAUGAAUGGAGGACCUCAUUUAGGUUUACGGUUAUUUCAGAAGUUCGACAAUUUUCGAAUCCUUGUGUGUGGAGGAGAUGGAAGUGUUGGUUGGGUGUUGUCUGAAAUUGAUAAGCUUAAUUUACACAAACAGUGUCAUUUGGGAGUGUUGCCGCUUGGUACAGGGAAUGACCUUGCCCGUGUCCUUGGCUGGGGGGGCUCAUGUGACGAUGAAACACAACUUCCUCAGGUCCUGGAGAAGUUAGAACGAGCAAGCACUAAAAUGCUGGACCGGUGGAGCAUAAUGUCAUAUGAACUGAAAUUAAUAUCAAAACAAUCUAUUCUUCCUGUUACCCCAGAAGAGGAGACCGAGGAAUGUCAGAUGUCUGCAUAUGAGGAUUCCAUUGCUGCUCAUCUUGCUAAGAUACUUGACUCUGAUCAGCACUCAGUUGUCAUAUCAUCUGCCAAGAUAUUAUGUGAAACCGUAAAAGGCUUUGUUGCCAAAAUAGGAAAGACCUGUGAGCGGCCAAUGGAAAACACAGAAGCUGAUGCUAUGGCCAUGAAAUGUUCGGAACUGAACGAGAAGCUCCACCUGUUGCUUCAGGCCCUCCACGCGGAAGCCCGGGCUGCUCCGGUGCGGCCCCUGGUCACCUCCUCCAUCGCGGAGAAAGAAGGCGAGGAGUCGUCCAGCGAAGAGUCUUCAUCAGAUGCCAAGGACCCGUUGAGAGAGAACAGCAGAGCAGCUCCCGCCCUGCCCAUCUUCAAGCCGCGGGAACAGCUGAUGCUCAGAGCAAACAGCUUGAAGAAAGCCCUCAGGCAGCUGAUUGAGCAAGCGGAGAAAGUUGUGGAUGAGCAGAAUGCCCACACAGAAGAGCAAGUAAAUCAGACCCCAACAGAAUAUAGCAAGGAACUGGAUGAGUCCAAAGAUGAAGAAAAAGAAGAAGACACAAAGGAAAUUGAAUCUCACCCAAUGAAAACUGCCUCCAGAUCUCCAGAUGGACAGAGAAGUCGUAUUUCUUCCCAUGCAAGCACACUUUCUGCUCCGGCCUGCACAGCCAGCAAAGAAAACCUGCCAGUGCUUAACACAAGGAUAAUUUGUCCAGGUCUAAGGGCAGGUCUAGCUGCCUCUAUUGCAGGGAGUUCCAUUAUCAGCAAAAUGUUGCUAGCAAACAUUGAUCCAUUUGGUGCUACACCUUUUAUUGAUCCUGAUCAAGAAUCACUGGAAGGAUAUUCAGAGAAAUGUGUCAUGAACAACUAUUUUGGCAUUGGAUUAGAUGCAAAGAUUUCAUUAGAAUUUAAUAAUAAGCGGGAGGAGCACCCUGAAAAAUGCAGAAGCAGAACAAAGAAUAUGAUGUGGUAUGGUGUGCUUGGUACAAAGGAGUUAUUGCAGCGGACGUACAAGAACCUGGAACAAAAAGUUCAGCUUGAGUGCGAUGGGCAGUACAUCCCCCUCCCCAGUCUCCAGGGCAUCGCUGUUCUCAACAUCCCAAGCUAUGCUGGCGGCAUUAAUUUCUGGGGCGGAACGAAGGAGGAUGAUAUAUUUGGGGCGCCGUCGUUUGAUGAUAAGAUCUUGGAGGUUGUUGCGGUAUUUGGCAGCAUGCAGAUGGCUGUCUCCCGUGUUAUCAAGCUACAACACCACAGGAUUGCGCAGUGCCGAUCAGUAAAAAUCACCAUACUUGGGGAGGAAGGAGUCCCAGUACAAGUAGAUGGAGAGGCAUGGAUCCAACCCCCGGGAAUUAUUAAAAUCGUGCAUAAAAACAGAACACAGAUGCUGACCCGUGACCGAGCCUUUGAAAGUACCCUGAAGUCUUGGGAAGACAAACAGAAGUGUGAUUCCUGCAAACCAGUCCUCCAGUCUCCUUUAUACCCUCAACAGGCUGUGGAGCUGGUCACUGAAGAAGAGGCUGCACAGAUCCAGUUCUGUUCUCAGGCUGCGGAAGAACUGAUUACCAGAAUCUGUGAGGCUGCAAAAAUACACACCUUGUUGGAGCAAGAGCUAGCUCAUGCCGUCAAUGCAUGUUCUCAUGCCUUAAAUGAAGCCAAUCUGAGAUUUCCUGAGAGUCUUACCCGAAACAUUGCCCUUGAGACAGCCGUCAGUGUGAAGGCGCUCCAUGAUGAAACUGAAUCCUUGCUAGUAGGAAGGGUUCCUUUGCAAUUAGAAUCACCUCACGAAGAGCUGCUCUCAAUGGUUGUGCAGCGCUUGGGUGCUGAGUUGCGGAAGCUUGCUGAAAUCCCUUGGCUGUAUUAUGUUCUACAGCUCAAUGAUGAUGAGGAUCCUCCAUUGGAGUAUGUUAAAAGAAACAGAAGUACAGUAUUUCGUAUAGUGCCAAAGUUCAAAAAAGAAAAGGCCAGAACACAGAAGACCAGGCCUCAACCUGUUCAAAAAUGGGGCACAGAUGAAGUUGCUGCUUGGCUGGAUCUGCUCAGUUUGGGAGAGUACAAAGAAAUCUUCAUCAGCCAUGACGUCCGAGGCUCUGAGCUUUUGCAUCUGGAAAGGCGAGAUCUUAAGGACCUGGGUAUAACGAAGGUGGGCCAUAUGAAGCGAAUUUUGCAGGGAAUUAAAGAGCUGGGCAGGACGACAUCUUUGCCUGAAGUGUAG
Molecule: messenger RNA, 5181 nt
Organism: Gekko japonicus
Lineage: Eukaryota; Metazoa; Chordata; Lepidosauria; Squamata; Gekkonidae
Product: diacylglycerol kinase eta-like
Exons: 36
Coding region: 1-5181 (1726 amino acids)
Biological process (GO): intracellular signal transduction; diacylglycerol metabolic process; lipid phosphorylation
Molecular function (GO): protein binding; ATP-dependent diacylglycerol kinase activity
Source: RefSeq, a predicted model, not a curated record